Molecule: messenger RNA, 2130 nt
Organism: Talaromyces marneffei
Lineage: Eukaryota; Fungi; Ascomycota; Eurotiomycetes; Eurotiales; Trichocomaceae
Exons: 4
Coding region: 1-2130 (709 amino acids)
Biological process (GO): peptidyl-lysine monomethylation
Molecular function (GO): protein-lysine N-methyltransferase activity
Source: RefSeq, a predicted model, not a curated record
AUGACCAGAACCGCCGACCAAAACCUCCACGCCCAUGUCAAUCUUGAGCAAUGGGUAACCCAACACGGCGGCCGACUGGAUGACACCGUCCAAUUUGCGCAUGAUGCGCAACGGGGUGUCCAUCUCCAGGUCAAACCAGCAGCAGCAGCAGCAACUAGAGGAACAUGCGUAAUGAAAAUCCCCAUUGAAUUAACAAUGUCCUACUUCAACGCCAUCGACUACUCCUCCCCAACUGCAAAAGACGGAGCAAGAUCAUUCCGUUCCCAUGGCGUCACACUCCCCAAAAAAUUAAUAGAAACAAUCGGUCCCGAAGAAACAACUGCCUUUUUUCUGAUGGGCCAAUACCUACUUCAAGAACACGGGUUUUGGUAUCCUUAUAUCCGGUCACUGCCCGGGAAGGAGGAGUUGACAACGCCCUUGUUUUUUAGAGAGGAGGAAGGGGAUUUGGAGUGGUUGGGGAUGACGAGUCUGGCGGCGUCGAGGGAGAGGAGAUUGGCUAUUUGGAGGGGGAAUUAUGAACGGGGGUAUACGAUGCUUAAAGAACUUGGGUUUGAGGGUGUGGAGGGGUAUACUUGGGAUUUAUAUCUGUGGGCAUCAACGAUAAUCUCCUCUCGCGCGUUUACGGCCAAGGUCCUGGCAAGCGUGAUUCCGGAGCUGAAGAACGCAGAAGUAGAUCGAGUCUCUGUUCUACUGCCUUUGAUUGACGCUACAAAUCACAAGCCACUGUCAAAAGUUGAAUGGCGCGCUGGGACGGAUAGUAUUGGCCUGGUGGUCAUGAGUGAUGUCGCGGCUGGCGAGGAGGUGGGCAAUAAUUAUGGGCCGAGAAAUAAUGAGCAAUUGAUGAUGAACUACGGCUUCUGUAUACCAGAUAAUCCGUGCGAAUACCGCGUCGUCAGUCUCCGGGCACCACUAGACAGUCCCCUGGCUCAAAUCAAAGCCCAAUACGAGCAACAUUUUCCCAAAUCCACGAGCAACAAACAAUCAGCAGACUCAAGCCAAGAAGAUAAAUACUACGUCUUCUCUCUAUCAUACCCACUUAUCGACUCCUCCCAGCCACUGGAAUAUUCUAUCUUCUCACCCGAUUUAUUGCAUGCAUUAUCUGUCAUCGUCGCAAACGAUCGGGAACUGGAGACCGUCACAAUAGACGAGAGUGGCUUUCAAGUUUCGCAGAAUCAGUACGCAGGUUCGAGAAAUUUGUUUGCGUCGUUGAAUCAGAUUGUUAUUGAGUUGUUGUCUUAUAUUCAGAGACUUGAGGUGUCGGGGAGUCGGUUGGGGGAACCGAGGAAUUUGAAGCAGAUGUUCGCGAAGCAAUUUCGGGAAAGUCAUAUUAGUCUUUCGUGGACAGCCGUGUUUGUUGCAAACUGGACGCUUAUGAGGUCGAGAAGGGCUUUGGAGGAGGGUGAGAGAGAGGCAGUUCUUGAUGGGUUGUUAUCGCGCAUCCCGUCGCACAUUAUUGAUGGCGAGAAGAGGGGAAAGAUUAAAGAAAGGAUUCUAGGUAGGAAGAGUCUACUUUCAGACCACCAAUCUGGAGAACUCUUUCGUUUCGAAGAUUUAUUCCAGCUUCUGCCCCCGAGUUUCCAGGAUAUUGCCCGGAAAUGUCUCAAGGCACUUGCUACAAGCACAAAAGAAGCUAUUGCCAUUGAUGAUGGCACUGGAUCUAACCCCGAAAAUACAGCGAGUGGUCCACACGCACAAUUCGCAUACGCAGCAUUCAUCAACCUCAUCAUUGCAAUCCACAGACAUAGCCCAUCGCAUCUCCCUUCGCGUCUGAACACAUGGUCCAAAUUUCUUCUGAAUACAUACCCUUCUCCACCAAACGACGUAGCAUGGACCCUCCCCGAUGAAACCGACGAAACUAUCCUAUCUGCAUUCGACUCAUUCAUCAAUGACCACCUCCCCGGUGAAGUAUUGACACUCUUGACGCCUUGGGUAGGCACAUCAGUCCCGACGCAAGGCGAAAGGGAUGUUAGUGACUGGUGGCUUUCGCCGAAUUGGCUACGCUGGGCUUGGCUAGUGCUGGAGCAGGAGAUGAUUAUGAAUGUUGUUGAUGAUCCGUUGGCGGAGAUGGUUGAUGGAUCUAACGGAGGGCGGAUGAAGAUGAGGAAUUUCUUGUAUGUUCCGAGGGAAUAG